GGGACGUACGCGACUGCAGGAAAAUAGCGCAAUAAACUUAUACAGUAAUGUGGUCGUCGGAUUAACUGUGGUGUCCCGGCUCUCCAUGCUGUUUGGCAGAUAAACAGCAUCCUGUUUGAUUGGAAAAACUACACGUUGAGCUACGGAUCUCUUCUUCUCCUUACUUGAAAUGUCCCCGUACACCCAUGUGAGUAUGAGUGUAUUCAUGAGGACCCCCUUUUUCCUACCCCGCCUGCUGGUGGAUUCAACUGAAAGCGGAUGGAGCUCACAUGUGGAUGUCUGGCUGUAUUUCCCAGGAUUAAAGGUGUGCCAGAAACUCAUCCAACGAGGAAAUAAAUUUCACGAACUUGUCGCCUCGAACUUUAUCUUUGGCAAUAUCGUUCAGGCACCGGGAAAACACCUUGUCGGUGCACGAUGAUUUGAAUUGCUUUAAAUAAUUUAUGACAGGCACGACGAAGCGAUGAGCGGUUUCGAGUAGGUCCUUUUGAUCGAGAAUCAGUUUAAGAUAUUGACAUCCGCCAUCACACCAGUAUCGAAGUCGUGAUUCGUCUGCCAAUUUACUGCGAAUAUCUUCGAAGGAAUGGAUGGAGUCCAACUCAGUCAGGAGGGAUGACAUCUCGAGGCUGAUAUCAGUCGUUUUAUUAUCCAGGUUUUUUCCAAGCAGACGAGUUGACGCCCAAUCUUGGAUUCAAUGUGUUGGAUGACAUCGUCAUAAAAUUUGUUGGAUUCAUUAUCGUCUGACUGACACUGGAGAUCCUUCCGUUGAAUCCUCUGCAUCAUCAUCCAUUUUUUUCCGUAGACAAACAGUUGGGGAAUCGCCACCGAUAUCUUAAAUUUUAUAUUUUCUCACGGAAGUCCGACGAAGCAUCUGUAGAAAAAAAAAUACUAUUACAUAGUAAGGUCAGGAAUGGCCUUGGUGCACGAGUUCGUACCAUACAAGAAAAAGUAUUAUGCUAAUACAGUGGAAGUCCUUAGGGCUAAUAAGGGAAUUUUUUUAGACGCGUCUAGUGCCCAAAUAGGAAGUAAACUACGAAUCAAACACUCCCUCGUGCGCUAAGUCCGUGUUACCGUGUGUGCUAUCAUGGGAAUGGUCGAAUGGAGGGUCGACAUUGCUAUUUGUUCACUUUGGUCACAUACUCCUCUUUAUUGUAUACCAAGGCGCUGCAGCCACUUCGGUUUCACCACUACUUACCCCAUACAGGAGUGAAGGCCAUGUAGAGCCCAGCCACACUGCGGUUGCGCAAACAGGCGCAAAGCUUCAAGGCUGUUGACGCAAAGACCAGCAGAACAUUAUAUUCAGCCACCACCACAAUAGCACCAAUUCACGAAAACAACAACAAAAUAAUUACACUCACCAGAUCAACAAAGUUCUGCUCAGAGUACGUUUAAACGAGGCUCUCCUUUGAAACUUAAAUUCCCAAAAGUUAUGAUAGCACAGCUGCAAUCGUCGUGACGAUGGCAAAGACCAACUGAAACUGCGAGCGACUGCGAGUUCUUUCACCGUUAUUAACCAGAUGUAAGCUUUUCUAGUUCCAACCGCGUCCCAACUUUGUACGCAGCCGAAGAUGACCGUAGGCUCCUAUUCCGGUUUUCUAGCGCUUACCCUUUUCCAUUCUGGUUAUCUAUCACCAAGGCAUAUUUGCUAGAAAAUCACAUCCCAUUUUCUCCCAACAUGAUUUCAGCAACAACAAAACAAACGCAGUUUUUUUAAAAAUACUCACAGCAGGUAGACCAUGUUUAACUAAAAGUAACUGAAUUCCAAUGUUUGUGCUUUAGGUGGAAAUGUCGCAUCGGCGAAGCACCAUUCACUGGAUUCUCCGGGAUUCUCACAUGAUUGUAGGAUCGUGGCUCAGACCAUUUAUUUUAAACCUUUAAAGGAAUCUAGUGACCCAGUUCAUCAAGAAAUCUUUAAGCGCACAGGAAAAAACCCGGAGCUUCUAGUUUCCCCAAUCAUAGAUGACCAUAAAUCUCAGUUUUCCAGCGCUUUCCCUUUUCCAAUCUGGUAAAUGCUAAGGCUUUGACAGAAAAUCAUAUCUAUGGUUUUUAUUUUUAACACAUAUUGGAGAAAACAAAUAGAAAAAAAAAUUAAAAACCUCGGAAAGCGGCCAAAUUUUCCCCCCAAAUUACUGCAACAAUAACCGACAACAACAAAAUACGGUAGUUUUUUUUUCUUUUAAAUUAGUAUUACCGGUCAGGACUCAGGAGUCCAAAACCUUUAGAGGUAACUGACGAAGCGAAAAAUUGUCUAGCUAUCGAUGUCUCCCGCAUUCCAUCAGCGAAGUUAUAGCCAAUUUGGGACUGUCAGGAGGCGACUGGCUGGGACCCUACUGUGAUUGUUAUUGAUUUUAUUUCGUUUCUGUCGUCGAGGGUAAAAUGCAGACGCACUUGCCAUCAGUUAAAAAUACUCACAGGCUUCUUAGGCAAUCUCUUCGGCAUUCUACCGUUAAAAAGCAUUCUUGGAUUCAGGUAUUUGAACUUGAUACCUGUAAUUUAUUGAAUCGCCGGUAAUCGCUCAGCUGAACUAGACAAGAUGAGGUUUAUUGCUUUGGAGCUCUUAUUUUUGGUUUUUCUCUUGAUUGUAUUUUGUAAAUGUCAAAAAAUCAACGGUCAUCUUCGCCUCGCUACUUGUUACAAUCCUUUAGGCAAUCUUCCUAAUGUAUCCAUAAACAAAUUAGGCAUGAUUGAAUCUCAACUGAUUGAAAUGCUUGCAGAGUCCUUGAAUUUCACGUACGAAAUUCACGUUACAACGGACGUUCUGCAAUUGGGUUCACCCGACGAAAUCCACGGAAACGGAUCUUGGACUGGAAUUUUGGGCCAACUCGUCCGUGAAGAAGUGGAUAUGACUGCUACUUUCGGUCCCCGGCUAUAUUCAAGAGAUUCGGUUUUCGAUGUCACUGUGCCGAUCAUUUUGGACAAUAUUGCAAUUGUUGUCCCGUAUCCACUGCAAAAUAUUGAUGCCUUUGCAAUUUCCAACGUUUACUCCCCAUCGAUGUGGAUCCUGUAUUCGGCAGCUAACUUUGCCGUUGGAUACGUUGUUUGGAUUGUGAUGUACCUUAAGAAAGGACCUGAGCAAAAGAUAUUAACAUACCAAGACAUUCUCACAAAUGGCGUCGGAAUAGUUUUUGGACAAGGUGGAGAUCUUGCAGGGACGAGACACCGUUCGCUGGCUUCUCGCAUGAUUAUAGGAUCGUGGCUUUUUACUGUGUUGGUGUUUGAUUACGCCUUUACUGGAUCCAUCAUUUCGAUGAUAACUACUCCUAAAUUACAUUUCAUUGUCCAUUCAAUCGGAGAUGUGGUGGCAAACAAAGAUAUCCAACCACUCAUUAUUAACGAGUCCAGUACACACACCGAAUUUAAGGAAUCUAGUGACCCAAUUUAUCAAGAAAUCUAUAAGCGCGUAAGGGAAAACCCGGAGCUUCUAGUUUCACCCUCCAGCGAAUUUGUGGAACUUUUACUAAGCAAGCCAAACCAGGUUUUAAUCAUGUCUGAUCUUUUAGCAGAUUCCGAAAUCGAGAAAGACUUUAGGAGAACCGGAUUUUGCCGAGCGACGAUUCUGCCGGAGAAAGUGAAAUCGAGACAAAACAGCUUGUUCCUUCAAAAGGACAGCCAGUUUACCAAGGCAAUAAACAAUCAGCUUUUGUUGCUGAGGCAAACAGGUUUGUCCAAUUAUUUGGAUGACACCCAUCACAGUUUUGCGUCGAGGUGUUAUAUAGACGAGCGCAAAGUGGAAAACGACAAGCGGAACCGCCGGAUAGCUCCAUUGACUUUGCACGAUCUACGCGGGUUUUUCGGUGCUUUUGGAGGGGCAGUACUCGGUUUUAUAGUGUUUCUUGUUGAAAUCUGCUCUGCCAAAUGUCAGUGUCGUUCUCGUGUGGUAAAAAUUGACUUGUAAAUAGGCUUGUGGGUUGUAUUGUCAAAUAAACGAAUGUAAAAA
Daphnia pulex (common water flea) is the source of this 3934-nucleotide messenger RNA. RefSeq names its product glutamate receptor ionotropic, kainate glr-3-like. The transcript is spliced from 14 exons. Gene Ontology annotation, molecular function: glutamate-gated receptor activity. Gene Ontology annotation, cellular component: membrane. Bases 2531 to 3892 code for a protein of 453 amino acids. Lineage: Eukaryota; Metazoa; Arthropoda; Branchiopoda; Diplostraca; Daphniidae. The record is from RefSeq and is a predicted model, not a curated record.